Messenger RNA from Medicago truncatula (barrel medic), 1657 nucleotides. Its product is annotated as methyl-CpG-binding domain-containing protein 11. The record is from RefSeq and is a predicted model, not a curated record. The transcript is spliced from 2 exons. Gene Ontology annotation, molecular function: DNA binding. NCBI's taxonomy places the organism in Eukaryota, Viridiplantae, Streptophyta, Magnoliopsida, Fabales, Fabaceae. Bases 106 to 1278 code for a protein of 390 amino acids.
CAGUACAUUACGCACUGUUUUUGUACUAUUGUUUUUCUUGUUUUCAGUUUUCAAUCAGAAAAAAGUGUUAUUGUUGUUGCAGCUGAAACAGGUUCAACAACACAAAUGGAGAAAGAACCGCAACAAAGUGAUGUCAAAGAUUCUUCUGCUGAAGUCUUGUCUGUUGAACUCUCUGCUCCUCCCAAUUGGAAGAAAUUGUUCUUCCCUAAGAAGAAAGGAACACCAAGAAAACCUGAGAUCGUUUUCGUUGCUCCAACUGGAGAAGAGAUAAGUUCCAAAGCACAAUUGAAGAAGUACCUGAAAAAUCAUUCUGGGGAUCCUGAUAUAUCAGAGUUUCAUUGGGGAACCGGCGAGACGCCAAGGCGAUCAACAAGGAUUAGGGAGACUGCCAAAACAACCCCUCCACCUGCACAAGCUGAGCCUCCGAAGAAACGUAGUCGAAAGAAGGAGGACAAGGAAACUGAAACUGAGUCUCCUUCAGAGGAAGUCAAGGAAAAGGGGAAGUCUUCUGCUGAAGAACUGAAAGCUGAUCCCAGUGAUGCUGAUAAGAACGUCAAUGCUGAGGAAAUUAAGCAAAGUAAUGUGGAAGCUGAAACUGUGAUAGCUGAGAAGCCUACAUUGAUGGCCGAACCGGCGAAACGAAUUAUUGUGCAUGCUUUGUCUACUGUUGCUGCUGCAAAACCGCAUUUGGAAAAGCCUCAAGUGGAAGACACUUCUAUGACUGAACCGGUGAAACAAGUUUCUGAAGAAGCUUUGAAUGCAGUUGUCGCUGAAAAACCGCAAUUGGAAAAUCCUCAAGUGGAAGACACAUUGAUGGCAGAACCAACAGAAAAACUUCUUGAGGAAGCUUCGGAUGCAGCUGUUGCUGAAAAGCCACAAUUGGAAAAGCCUCAAGUGGAAGAAAUAUCAAUGGCGGAACCGGCAGAACAACUUCUUGAGAAAUCUUUGGAUCCUGUUGUUGCUGAAAAACUGUCAGGGGAGGCACCAGUUGAGUUGGAAAAAGAAAACAGAACAGCUGAAUUGGAAAAGCCUCAAGUGGAAGAACCAUCUCUGGCGGAACCGGUGGAACAACUUUCUGUGGAAGCUUUGGACGCUGUUGUUGCUGAAAAACCCAAAGAGGAAGCACCAGUUGAAUUGGAGAAAGAAAAUGGUACAGCUGAUAGCAGUUAUAAGCAAGAGAAAUCCGGCGCAGAGGAAAGCGAAGGUGCUGAGAAAGUGAGUCUCAAUGUUGAAGAUAUUAUUAAUGGUAAGAAUGAAAUUUCAGCAAGUGAUGAAUAGCAAACAGUUCAAGGUGAUGAACAGGUGAAGAAAAUGGUUGAUAAUGAAAGUGUUAUUUGGAGCUUUGCUCAAUGAAGUAGCUUAGUAUCACUAGUUAAUACUUAGUGCUUCUUUUUUUUUUUGUUGCAAAGCUUGGUAGUAAGCUUUUUAUAUGCACUUUAUCAAUACUUUGUGCCCUUAACUUUUUUGUGGUGCUGCUAUUGAAGUUGUUUUAGCUAUUCUGUGACAUUCUGGAUGGUUUUAGUCUUGUUUUCUGUUUUAACAUUUGGGUUUUACUUAGGAGAUUAAACUUGUAUGCCUCCUAGUCCUAGAGCAGAUCUUUUGGUUUUUCAUAGUGCAUAUCUCAAUGCAGAUUGUAGACUUCUGUCACAUUUUUCAU